Cryptomeria japonica (Japanese cedar) is the source of this 1373-nucleotide messenger RNA. Its product is annotated as cysteine-rich receptor-like protein kinase 43. The record is from RefSeq and is a predicted model, not a curated record. Bases 92 to 1312 code for a protein of 406 amino acids. The transcript has 6 exons. NCBI's taxonomy places the organism in Eukaryota, Viridiplantae, Streptophyta, Pinopsida, Cupressales, Cupressaceae. Gene Ontology annotation, molecular function: protein kinase activity; ATP binding. Gene Ontology annotation, biological process: protein phosphorylation.
AUCUAGUGUUUAAACGCUCAAAUUGAUCUUUCAUACAGAAAAAUCUUCAAGCAAAAAAUAUUUAGUUUUGGGUAUUGUGAGCGGCUUGCUCAUGAUUCUACUGUUAUGUCUAUUUGCAAUCCGGAGAAAAUUGAAGUCCGCCUUAGUAUUAAGGAAAUCAGCUACCGCAAGGAAAGUGGAUAUAGAUAUAGAGGUAAACUCAAUGAUUGAGCGUGAAACAAUCUUCAACUUGGAAAAUAUCAAGGCUGCAACUGAGAAUUUCCAUGAUGAUAACAAGCUUGGAGAGGGAGGAUUUGGUCCAGUCUAUAAGGGCACAAUGUCAAAUGGAGUACAAAUAGCAGUGAAGAAACUUUCUGUACAAUCAUUGCAAGGGAAAGAAGAGUUUCUAAAUGAAGUUAAGCUGAUUGCAAAAAUUCAACAUCGUAAUCUUGUUAAUCUACUUGGAUAUUGCGUAGAGGGAUUAGAACGCUUGCUGGUUUACGAGUUCUUAUCAAAUAAUAGCCUUGACAAAAUACUCUUUCAUCCACAGAGAAGUAAAGAGCUUGGCUGGCACAAGCGUUUAAACAUUAUACUUGGAAUAGCUCGUGGGCUUCUAUACUUGCAUGAAGAUUCUCAGUUGCCCAUCAUUCAUCGAGACAUUAAAGCAAGUAAUAUUUUGCUUGAUGAGAAAAUGGAGCCAAAGAUAUCAGAUUUUGGCUUAGCUAGACUAUUUAGUCGAGAUGAGACUCAUAUUAACACGUUGAGGGUUGCAGGAACAUUUGGGUAUAUGGCACCAGAGUAUGCUCUAGGAGGUCAACUAUCAAUUAAAGCUGAUGUUUAUAGUUUCGGUGUUGUCAUUUUAGAAAUUAUAUGUGGAAUAAAGAACAAUGAUAUUAGAUUGUCCUCUGAAUUCCAAAGCCUACUAGAAUGGGUAUGGAGAUCUUAUAGGGAAGGAAAUACUACUAAUGUGAUUGAUAAAGAUAUAAUAGAAAGUUUCUCUAGAGACCAAGUUUCAAGAUGCAUUCAUGUGGGUCUUCUGUGUACACAAGCAGAUGCUUCACUUCGUCCAGGAAUGUCCAAUGCAUAUGCAAUGCUUUCAAAUCGUUUUGUGGGUGACUUACCAGAUCCGACAAGGCCUGCCUAUCUAAGUGUUACACAAAGAAAUACCCCAUUAAUUAUAUCAACAUCUACAUCUACAUCUAAAUCUACAUCUACAUCUACAUCUACGUCUACAUCAACACCUACAAGGAUAGUCUCUCCUACUUCAUCUGCAACUCAUUUGGUAUACCCAUCUAUCAAUGAUACAUCGAUAUCAAAUUUGGGUCCUAGAUAAUCCUAGUUGGCUUUUCUAAUGUAUAAAAAUAGCUAUGAUGUUUGUGUAUUCAACAUCUCAC